Molecule: messenger RNA, 4184 nt
Organism: Vicugna pacos (alpaca)
Lineage: Eukaryota; Metazoa; Chordata; Mammalia; Artiodactyla; Camelidae
Gene: PRSS12
Product: serine protease 12
Biological process (GO): proteolysis
Cellular component (GO): membrane
Molecular function (GO): serine-type endopeptidase activity
Source: RefSeq, a predicted model, not a curated record
UGGGAACGCCCACGGCAAGGUGGACUGGGGCUACUGCGACUGCAGACACGGGUCAGUACGACUUCGCGGUGGCAAAAACGAGUUUGAAGGUACAGUGGAAGUCUAUGCAAAUGGAGUUUGGGGCUUAGUCUGCAGCAGCCACUGGGAUGAUUCUGAUGCAUCGGUCAUUUGUCACCAGCUGCAGCUGGGAGGAAGAGGAGCAGCAAAACAAAUCCCGUUUUCUGGACUGGGCCUUAUUCCCAUUUAUUGGAGCAAUGUCCGUUGCCGAGGAGAUGAAGAAAAUAUACUGCUUUGUGAAAAAGACAUCUGGCAGGGUGGGGUGUGCCCUCAGAAGAUGGCAGCUGCUGUCACGUGCAGCUUUUCCCAGGGCCCCGCGUUCCCCGCCCUCCGUCUCGCUGGGGGCAGCAGCGCGCGUGAGGGCCGAGUGGAGCUCUACCACGCCGGCCAGUGGGGGACUGUCUGUGACGACCAGUGGGAUGAUGCGGACGCAGAAGUCAUCUGCAGGCAGCUGGGGCUGAGUGGCAUUGCCAAAGCAUGGAGUCAGGCGUAUUUUGGGGAAGGAACUGGCCCAGUGAUGUUGGAUGAAGUGCGCUGCACUGGCAAUGAGCUUUCUAUUGAGCAGUGUCCAAAGAGUUCCUGGGGAGAGCAUAACUGCGGUCAUAAAGAAGAUGCUGGAGUGUCCUGUACCCCUCUAACAGAUGGGGUCAUCAGACUUACAGGUGGUAAAGGCAGCCAUGAGGGUCGCCUGGAGGUGUAUUACAGGGGACAGUGGGGGACUGUCUGUGAUGAUGGCUGGACUGAGCUGAAUACAUAUGUGGUCUGCCGACAGCUGGGAUUUAAAUAUGGCAAACAAGCCUCUGCAAACUACUUUGAAGAAAGCACAGGGCCCAUAUGGUUGGAUGACGUCAGCUGCUCAGGAAAGGAAAGCAGUUUCCUUCAGUGUUCCCGGAGACCGUGGGGAAGGCAUGACUGCAGCCACGGGGAAGACGUUGGUAUUGCCUGCUCUCCUGAUGGUGAUGGACACAGACUGUCUCUGGGUUUUCCUAUCAGACUGAUGGAUGGAGAAAAUAAGAAAGAAGGACGAGUGGAGGUUUUUAUCAAUGGCCAGUGGGGAACAAUUUGUGAUGAUGGCUGGACUGAUAAGGAUGCAGCUGUGAUCUGUCGACAGCUUGGCUACAAGGGUCCUGCCAGAGCGAGGACCAUGGCUUAUUUUGGGGAAGGAAAAGGACCCAUCCAUGUGGAUAAUGUGAAGUGCACAGGAAAUGAGAGGUCCCUGGCUGACUGUAUCAAACAAGAUAUCGGAAGACACAACUGCCGCCACAGUGAAGAUGCAGGAGUUAUUUGUGAUUAUUUUGGCAAGAAAGCAUCAGGUAACAGCAAUAAAGAGUCCCUGUCGUCUGUUUGUGGUUUGAGAUUAUUGCACCGUCGGCAGAAGCGGAUCAUUGGUGGGAAAAAUUCUUUACGGGGUGGUUGGCCUUGGCAAGUGUCCCUGCGGCUGAGGUCAUCCCAUGCAGAUGGCAGGCUGCUCUGCGGGGCCACGCUCCUGAGUAGCUGCUGGGUCCUUACGGCAGCACACUGCUUCAAGAGGUACGGCAACAGCACUAGGAACUAUGCUGUCCGGGUUGGGGAUUAUCACACUCUGGUGCCGGAGGAGUUUGAAGAAGAGAUCGGAGUUCAGCAGAUUGUGAUUCACCGGGCGUAUCGACCGGACAGCAGUGACUACGACAUCGCGCUGGUUAGACUGCAAGGACCAGAAGAGCAGUGCGCCAGGUUCAGCAGCCAUGUUUUGCCGGCCUGUUUGCCACUCUGGAGAGAGAGGCCACAGAAAACAGCCUCCAAUUGUUACAUAACAGGAUGGGGAGACACAGGACGAGCCUACUCAAGAACUCUACAACAAGCAGCCAUCCCCUUACUUCCGAAGCGGUUUUGCGCACACCGUUAUAAGGGCCGGUUCACAGGAAGGAUGCUCUGUGCUGGAAACCUCCAUGAACACAAACGCGUGGACAGCUGCCAGGGAGACAGUGGAGGACCACUCAUGUGUGAACGUUCAGGAGAGAGCUGGGUUGUGUAUGGGGUGACCUCCUGGGGGUAUGGCUGUGGAGUCAAGGAUUCCCCUGGUGUUUACACAAAAGUGUCAGCCUUUGUACCUUGGAUAAAAAGUGUCACCAAACUGUAAAUCCUUCAAGGAAACCUCAGUAAUAUUUGAAGAGUCUGUUGGAGAGUUUUCAACAUUAGCAGUCAGAGAUACCAACUAAUGGGAACGGAGACCCAUGUCUGUGUUGUGAUAAGUUAUGUACCCUUUGCUGCUUUUAAGAAUUUGUGAACAUUUUGGUUACAGAUACCUCAGUGUAGUACCAAUUAUCCUGAGAGUAGCAUUGUUGCCUACACAAACUAGUUUCAAACAAGACUAAACCCAUUAUUCUCAUUCGAGUCUUGUCUCUUUCUCAGCAUCUCCCACACAUUACUGUAUACUGAUUGUACAGUAAGGCUGUUUUUACAUCUGUGAAUUGAGAACUCCCUUCAUAAUGGAAUCGAUAUAUAUUCAUAUUAAGAGCUCACAUUUGAUUAAAAAAAUACUCUUACUACACUCAAAAUAAGAGGGACUGUUUUCCUGUUUAAUUUUUGAGCUCAGUUUUUUCAAAAGGCUGACAAGAAAUCUACACGCUGGGUUUCUCUAGCCUUUGUCAGGUGAGGAAAUCAAGGGCCAAAAAGGUAAAGGAAUUCCAUUAUAAACCUAGACUAGAACAGGAUCAGUGUCACAAAACAUUCCUGAAUGAAACCUUUGUACCAAGCACUAUAGCAAACAGAACAUUCUAGCCACCUUCUAUGUUGCUGGUAAAAUUUAGAAAAAUUCUGGUAACAAAAUAAAAGAAUAAUGCCUUCAAGUUGUUAAAUACACAGCCUAACUUAUCCACCUUAUUUGCCAGCAUCAUUUGCUGAUUACUUUUAAUCACUUCAAAUUUUAUAGCUUAGUAAAGCAAGUAUUUCCUUAGCAGCUGCCAUUUUCCAGACUAUGAUACAAGAGUGCCAUCUAUUGCAGCUUUCGGGUAACUGACUUCCACCUGCAGAUUUCCCAAGACUGUUCUGGUACAGUCCCAUCUAAUAAAAACACACCUUUAAAAAUGCUUUACCUGCCUGGAUAGUGGGGAAAGCUCUAAAAUAACUUAAUUCAUAUAAUGUGCUAGGCAAUGCAUUGGGUGGCCAUGAACCUCGUUGGCAAUUUGCCAAGAUUUUAUACUACCCCUGGUUUGCAAAAGCUUAAGAGGUCAAGGUGAGGCAGCUGAUGGAAGGCUUUGAAUCCAAGCUCCAGAACAGGAAGGAGCCCCAAUGCCGACAGCGGUGUUCCCCCAACUCCCUCACAACAGUUCUGUCCUAAGGGAAAUCGUGCACCUCUACAGGGCCAUUCUUGGUAGCAGUGCAGUCUGCCCAAAUAUAGAAGAUAAGCCCCUUGGGAUACUUGAGUAAUCCUCCUCAGAGGUGAGAAUGAUUCCUAAUAUCUUAUAUCCGUCCCAAAAUCCCAGAUAAUUUCAAACAAUUUUUGUAUAUCUAAAUUAUAGAUGCGUAAAAAUACGUGAAGAGGUGAGUGCAAACUAACAUUAAGACGGGUUACACAAUCCUCUUAAAUGGCUAAUCCACCAUGGAGGGACUUCACCUCUUUCCUUUCUGCAAAUUGUGUCCUUUUUGUAAAUUUAUAGCUUUAUAAAAAACUGGUGCUAACCUAGAAGUGCUUUAUAGGUUACCUCUUACAGAACUGUAAUACUAUGCCAGGUAAAAUAGCAUGAAAAUGUUUGUAAAAGCUCAUGAAUCUGAUAAAGGAUAAACUUUGUAAGAAUUUGCCUCUAGACUUAUUGAGGGGUGCACACUUGCACAAGGGCUUGGGAAAAACGUGCAAUACAAGUGAGAAAAUUUAUUUUAUCAAGGCUUUCUCACGGGCCACCCUUCUAGUUAAAUUACAGUGCUGGUAUAGGCAAUGUUCAUAUUGAAAUGUUAGACCCAAGAUUGGCAAACUUAAAGGACAGGUAAUUAACAGGCAGCCUGCAGUUUGCUCAACCUUAAAGUAGAAUAUUGGUCUGUAAAAUAUGCCUUCAUUAUAGCCAAUUUUUUCUUGUGAAAUAUUUAAGUGUGACUUCUAAAGAUACUAGUGUUCAGUGAACAUUUGUGUAAAUAAAAUGCAUAGCUUUUCA